AUUUUUCACUAUCAGAGACCCCAGCUGCUCUUUGCACUAUAGCCCUAUCAUAAUGCGUGAAAUUGUACAUCUGCAAAUUGGCCAAUGUGGCAACCAGAUCGGCUCAAAGUUCUGGGAAGUGAUCAGCGAGGAACAUGGGAUCAAUGCAGCAGGCAUGUAUGUGGGAGACAUCCACGUCCAACUGGAGAGGGCCAAUGUCUACUUCAAUGAGGCACAUGGUGGUAAAUAUGUGCCCAGAGCUCUGCUUGUUGACCUGGAGCCUGGCACCAUGGACAGUGUCAGAGGAAGCCGCAUCGGGGACCUUUUUAGGCCAGACAAUUUCAUCUAUGGGAGCUCGGGAGCUGGGAAUAACUGGGCGAAGGGCCACUACACAGAGGGAGCUGAGUUGGUCGAGCAGGUGAUUGACAGAGUGAGGAAUGAGUGUGAAAGCUGUGACUGCCUUCAGGGCUUCCAGCUGGUUCACUCGUUGGGGGGUGGCACUGGCUCCGGCAUGGGAACCCUCAUUAUCAACAAGAUCCGAGAGGAGUUCCCUGACCGCAUCAUGACCAGCUUCAGCAUCAUGCCCUCUCCCAAAGUCUCUGAUACAGUGGUGGAGCCAUACAAUGCAACCCUCUCGGUUCACCAACUUCUGGAGAACACAGAUGAGACCUUCUGCAUUGACAACGAGGCCCUCUAUGAUAUCUGCUUCCGUACACUGAAGCUGACCACACCAACAUAUGGGGACCUCAACCACUUGGUCUGCAUGACCAUGAGUGGGGUCACAACCUCCCUGCGAUUCCCUGGACAGCUCAAUGCAGACCUGAGGAAGCUGGCUGUCAACAUGGUGCCUUUCCCUCGCCUCCACUUCUUCAUGCCAGGCUUUGCGCCCCUGACAGCUCGUGGCAGUCAACAGUACAGAGCCAUCACUGUGCCUGAGCUCACACAGCAGAUGUUUGAUGCCCGCAAUAUGAUGACGGCAUGUGACCCAAGGAGAGGGCGCUAUCUGACGGUUGCAGGUGUCUUCCGUGGUAGAAUGUCCACCAAAGAGGUAGAAGAACAAAUGCUCGCAAUCCAGCAGAAAAAUAGCCACUACUUUGUGGACUGGAUCCCACAUAACGUCAAGGUUGCCGUGUGUGACAUCCCACCACGAGGCCUCAAAAUGUCCUCCACCUUCAUCGGCAAUAACACAGCCAUUCAGGAGAUAUUCCGUCGUGUGGGUGAGCAGUUCUCCUUGAUGUUCAGACGGAAAGCCUUUCUUCACUGGUAUACUGGGGAAGGUAUGGAUGAACUGGAGUUCACCGAGGCAGAGAGCAACCUCAACGACCUGGUGUCAGAGUACCAGCAGUAUCAAGAUGCCACUGCUGAUCUAGAUUCAGAGGCAGAGGAGGUGGAAGAGGUGGAAGAGGAGGGGCCUUCAUCAAGAAUAACAACAAAUGUUCAGGUGCAAAUGGAACCUAAUUUGGAAAGAGUGGUGGAAACAAUUGAAGACACUGUAGAUGAGUAGGAGAGACAUGGGGUAUACAGUGUGGUGUGCAGGUUUGACACUUGCUGCAUGGAUGGAAAAAGAAUUGAUUGUUUGGAAAGAAAUACUUUUAUUUUGUAAUGGAUGGUUGGUUGAUUUAGAUAACAUUAGUUAAAAUGUGCUGGAACAUAUAGUAUUGAACAAUAGUGCUUAUUGUCUUUUAUGUAUUGUUGAAAUAAUUUUUUUGCAUUACAGUAUGUGUUGAAAAGUGUAAAUGAUCUUUUUGAUGCACAGCCAAUGAAAUUAUUAACAAUCCUUUUCUUUGGUUGUACACAAAAUAUUGUAUUGUAUGAUUUGUAUGUAAGCUAUCAUGCUAAUUAAAUAUAUGAAAACCAA
Messenger RNA from Solea solea (common sole), 1837 nucleotides. It is a transcript of the gene tubb1, whose product is annotated as tubulin, beta 1 class VI. The record is from RefSeq and is a predicted model, not a curated record. Gene Ontology annotation, biological process: mitotic cell cycle; microtubule cytoskeleton organization. The coding region runs from base 53 to 1483 and encodes 476 amino acids. The transcript is spliced from 4 exons. Gene Ontology annotation, molecular function: GTPase activity; structural constituent of cytoskeleton; GTP binding. NCBI's taxonomy places the organism in Eukaryota, Metazoa, Chordata, Actinopteri, Pleuronectiformes, Soleidae. Gene Ontology annotation, cellular component: microtubule; cytoplasm.